UAUCAUAUCUUAAUUAUCAAAUUGUCUGAGUGUUUUGCAAUUAAAAAAAGGAAAAAUGAAGAGUAAACAGAAAAUUCUCGUCUUCUUAUUGCAUAAACAAAUUCAAAUCAACAAAUAUCCAUAUUUAAUACAAUAUGUUUCGAAAUCGUCUAGUUGCGCACAACAACAUCAAUUUACUAUUAGUGCUUAUUUUUGUGAUUCAUCAAAAUUUUUCUAUAAAAAUUGUCGAAAUUCCAUUUGAAAUAAUGACGCAAAGAAUGGAUUCUUUGGAAAUACACGAUUUAGAAGAUAUCAAAACUCCCAUUGGAGUGGAAUUAUCAGGAAAAUAUAAACAGAGUUUUGGAUACGAGACAAUAAAAGAUAGACUGCCAGUGAUUGUAACAAAAAUUAUUGAUACAAUGAGUCGUGAUAAAGAGGAAAUAAUUGAUAAAUAUGGACCUGGUACAGCCGAGGAAAUUAAACACAUAAUUGGUUGUAUUAGUAAAAUGAAAAAUGAAAUGGUGACAAAUAAAGAAUUAAAACCACUAACAUUAUUGCCUGGAAAUGAUGAUGAAGAUGGAAUUAUUUGGAAUAAAUUUUUUGAAAAACGAACUGAAAUUGAAGGGAAAAUACCAACUUGGUAUAAUACAAUUUGGUUAUAUUGUGAAUGUUACAUGUAUCGGAGAAUUUAUCAGGAAUUGGCCCUUACAGAACAUCUUAAAACUUAUGAUCCUUUCGAAAAACAAAAAGUAACUGCUUUUAAUAAUUCAAUAAACAGCAUUAAAAUUGUAAGCAAAUUCACCAUGGAUUUAAUAAAUAAACACGAGGAACUAACACCAAUUGAACGUAAAGAAGGAUUCAUUAAACUUUUAAAAAUCAAUCUUUGGGGAAACAAAUGUGAUUUAUCAUUGUCUGGAGGUGCAGAAUGUAGCGAAAGUGGAAAUCCACUUGAUUUUGUCAAUAUUUUUGAAAAAGAUCUUCUAAUAGAUAAUUCACAACUUCUAUGGGAUUUACUAAGUAAAAAGAAUGAUGGUAUUGUUGACAUUGUUUUAGACAAUGCAGGUUACGAAUUAUUCACCGAUUUAAGCUUUGCAGCUUUUAUAACAUCUGAAAAACUCACGAAAAAAAUACGAUUCUACGUGAAACGUUAUCCAUGGUACGUGAGUGAUGUAACGUUAAAUGAUUUUCAUUGGACAAUUGAUUCUAUGAAAAAUUCAUCUGAUGAAAAUUUAAAAUCAUUAGGCGAAGUGUGUCAAAAUUAUUUAACAAAAGAAAUUUGGACAAUAGAGGUGGAAAAAUUUUGGACUGAACCCUAUACAUUUGAUGAAAUAAAAAAACGUGAUCCAUCACUUUAUGCAAAAUUUUCCGAAGCAAUUUUAGUAAUUUUCAAAGGUGAUUUGAAUUAUCGAAAACUUUUAGGUGAUAUUAAUUGGGAAUACACUAAAGAUUUUGCUGAAGCUUUAAGGGAAUUUAAACCAACAAAUGUUGCAAGUUUACGCACAAUAAAAUGUGAUAUUUGUGUUGGAUUGGCACCUGGUCAAGCGGAAGAAGUUGAAGAAAAGGACAAAGAUUGGUUGUUUACUGGUAAAUAUGGAUUAAUUCAAACAACUCUAGAUAGCAAGUGCAAUUAAUUACAAAAAAAGUCAAUUAACUUUGAGAACUUAAAAAUUAAACUUCUUUAUAUCAUGAAUAUUUUCAAACAAAUAAUAUAUUUAAAAAAAAGACCAAUUUCUCUGUAAAUUAAACUGCCAAUAAAUAUUUUAUUGAACCAAAGAAGCAUGGAUUUGAUGUGUGUAAUUUAAAAAAAGUAUAAAUGUGAAAGUACUUUUACAACAUUUUAUUAGAUUCGAUUGUAAUCUAAAGCUUAAUAAUAAUAAUAAUAAUAGUAAUAAUAAUAAUGAUUAUGUUAUAAUUUAUAAGUAACGAUUAUUUGUAAAUAUUCUAUCUUCGAAUAUAUCUUGCUCUAAUAAUGUUUGUACAAUUAUCUAUAGAUAUAAUUUGUAUCAAAUGAAAGUAAAUAACAUUUAAAUUUAAUAAAAACAGAUUAUAUUCGU
This is a messenger RNA of Leptopilina boulardi, 2033 nucleotides long. Its product is annotated as damage-control phosphatase ARMT1-like. The record is from RefSeq and is a predicted model, not a curated record. Gene Ontology annotation, biological process: DNA damage response. Gene Ontology annotation, molecular function: phosphatase activity. The coding region runs from base 135 to 1610 and encodes 491 amino acids. The transcript is spliced from 6 exons. Gene Ontology annotation, cellular component: nucleus; cytoplasm. NCBI's taxonomy places the organism in Eukaryota, Metazoa, Arthropoda, Insecta, Hymenoptera, Figitidae.